AUGAUUGAAGCAUUGGCGGAAUUUUGGAAUCCGUCGUAUUGCUGCUUUACUCUAGAUGGGGUAGACCUUGCUCCCACCAUAGAGGAAUACACUUCACUAUUGCAUCUGGCCAAACUACCGACGCCCUUCAGAACGUAUGCGCCCGCUCGAACGUCUAUCAUCAAGGAUUUGUUCAGGGUCACCGAGGUUAAGGUCCAGAAUCUGAGAGACUCGAAGGUCACUUGGGAACACCUGAAAGAGUUGAUGAAGAAGGAAGGAAAGGAAGAAGUCCAACUGCAUCUGCUAGCAUUAGCCAUCUACGGCCUACUUAUCUUCCCGAAGGAACUAGGAAUUAUCGAUCAUGCCACCAUUGCCUUUGUAGCACAAGUAAAGGAAGGGGUGAACCCAGUCUACGGUAUUCUUGCUGAAACGUUCCGAUCUCUUAACAGAUGCCGGAUUAGGAGACAUGCUCGUUUGACCUGCUGUGUGCCAUUGCUUUAUGUGUGGAUGAUGAAUCAUUUGCCAUCCAUCCAGGUAUUCUUUCGCACUUCUUUCUCAACAAUCAGAAUACCUUUAGCAGAGUUCGAAGUAGCUCGUUGGGAGGAACACGCCGGCAGGAUCGAAUGGAAAGACAGGCUACAGAAUCUAGUCAGCAAGGGGAUUGUAUGGCAGGCACCGUGGAUCGACCAGCCCAAAGUGAUAUAUGGAUGUGGAAACCUUCCUUGGGUCCCACUGCUAGGUCCCUGGGGUGGAAUAUCCUACGCACCACUUAUGUUCCGAAGGCAAGUAGGCGCAAUACAGUUUGUACUCAUGACCCAUGGACUGACAGACGCUCGGUUCACAUAUGAGGAUGAUGAUAGCCAAAGGAAGAUCCGGGAAUUUUUUGUAUCAUGGAGGCAUGUGUACAUAGUCAAAGCAACCAGUCAGAACAGGGGAGUCCAGGAGAGUUAUGAGCUAUGGAAAUGUGACAGGGUGGACCCUCGGUUCCUGUGCGAGGGAAAAACUCUGACAAACGAUAAACGGCCGAGAGAAACUAUGUGUCCGUCUAAAAGAAUGAUCUCCAGAGAACAGUUUCCAAAACGGGGUCCAGUAGAUCCUCAACUUGAACCAAGCAAGCAACCGAAGAUUCAGGGCUUAUCGUCAAAGAAAGCAUCGGCAGUUUUGAGAAAAGAGAAGCAGAGACUUCAAAAGAUGCUUGAUCAAAAAGUCCAAUAA
This is a messenger RNA of Malania oleifera, 1194 nucleotides long. RefSeq lists its product as uncharacterized. The transcript has a single exon. Bases 1 to 1194 code for a protein of 397 amino acids. Lineage: Eukaryota; Viridiplantae; Streptophyta; Magnoliopsida; Santalales; Ximeniaceae. The record is from RefSeq and is a predicted model, not a curated record.